Erigeron canadensis is the source of this 1308-nucleotide messenger RNA. RefSeq names its product COP9 signalosome complex subunit 6a-like. Gene Ontology annotation, cellular component: COP9 signalosome. Gene Ontology annotation, biological process: protein deneddylation. Gene Ontology annotation, molecular function: metallopeptidase activity; protein binding. Lineage: Eukaryota; Viridiplantae; Streptophyta; Magnoliopsida; Asterales; Asteraceae. The record is from RefSeq and is a predicted model, not a curated record. The transcript is spliced from 9 exons. Bases 49 to 1023 code for a protein of 324 amino acids.
AAACCACCACACACCAGAACCCCAAAAAUCGAAAAUCAAAAACCCUCAAUGGCGACACUCAAAGAAGCAACCUCUUCACAAUCGCAGCAGCAGCCACAAUCAAUGGCGUCAUCAAGUAGCGGCCUGACCUUCAAACUUCACCCACUCGUCAUCGUUAACAUCUCCGACCACCACACACGUGUCAAAUCACAGGCUCAUCAUCCAAACGACGCCGUUUCAGCUCCUCCUAAUCCACCUAGGGUUUUCGGUUGCGUUAUCGGCGUUCAGCGUGGCCGUACUGUUGAGAUCUUCAAUAGCUUUGAACUUCUUUAUGAUCCUUCCACUAAUUCUCUUGAUCGUGCCUUCCUUGAAAAGAAACAAGAGCUCUAUAAGAAAGUGUUUCCCAACUUUUAUGUACUGGGAUGGUAUUCUACUGGGGCUGAUGCUGAAGAGUCCGAUAUGCAUAUACACAAAGCUUUGAUGGAUAUCAAUGAAAACCCUGUGUAUGUUCUUAUGAACCCGUUGAUCAAUCAUGCCCAGAAGGAUCUCCCAGUAACUAUUUAUGAGAGUGAACUGCACGUCAUUGAUGGGAUUCCACAGCUUAUUUUUGUACGCUCCAGCUAUACUAUUGAGACAGUAGAAGCUGAAAGGAUAUCUGUUGACCAUGUUGCACAUCUUAAACCAUCUGACGGAGGUUCAGCUGCUACUCAAUUGGCUGCUCACUUGACGGGAAUACAUAGUGCAAUCAAGAUGCUUAAUAGUAGGAUCAGAGUGCUCCAUCACUAUCUUAAUGCUAUGCAAAAAGGUGAAAUUCCUUAUGAGAAUUCUUUGCUAAGACAGGUGUCUAGUCUUUUAAGGAGAUUACCAGCAAUAGAAUCAGAGAAAUUUCAAGAUGACUUUUUGAUGGAAUACAAUGACACACUGUUAAUCAGUUAUCUGGCUAUGUUCACCGAUUGCUCAAGCACGAUGAAUGAUCUAGUUGAUAAGAUCAACAUCGCAUAUGACAAGCAUAGUCGGAGGGGAGGCCGAACCACCUUCAUCUGAAAUCGCUAAAAAUUAGGACUGGAUGCAUGUCUUUAAUUUUUGGGUUUAUUUUGGUACAGUAGAUCUAGUCAUAUAACAGUAAUUGCUUUUAUGCGAGUGAAGAGUGGUUGAUGAUAGUCCUUUAAAGUGCAUGCCAUUAUAGCUCAGGUAUCAUCUUGUUAUGUAUUUUGGGGUUAGAAACUUUGAAAGAAGAAAACUUUGGACCACUGUUUAUCGGCUUUAUGGGGGGUUCUUAUGAAUGCCAUCAAUUUAAUGCAAAUCCCAAAAUUGGUUUGUUCGGCUGUU